AUGUCUGAUAACGACAGCAAGGGUGGCUGGGUCUACAAAGGUGGCCAGCAGAGUCUUACGAAGCAAGAGAAGACUGUUAUGGAUAGAGGCUACCCGUGGGUAUCUAUCAGUAAAGUCGAAAAGGGUAUCUGCCUUGGGUAUCAUAAGCAUCACAGCGAAAAUACUCACUUGGUCCUCACUGGCGAGAUAUCCAUUUACCAACAGUACCUCGAUGGAGAAGAUCCAAUUCCCAAGUCGAAUCGUCUACUCCAUAAAGGUGGGAUUGCUGACAUGAAAGCCAACGUGGCCUAUGGGGCCACCACUACUAGAAAGAGUGGUAGUACGUUUGUUGAGGGUCACAAGGUUCUCAGUCCAACAACGCGAAACCGGUAUAUCACGCGAGGCACGAUCGUUUGGGAUGAUGAAGUCGACGACCACCCCUACCCAGUCGACGAAGAUGUCCGCAGAGAGGGUAAUGUGACAGAGCAAGUCUUCAAAGAAGUUAUAAAUCCUAUGCCGACAGCAACCUCGAAUAAUAUUCAAAGACCUGCAGGCCUGACUAGAUCCAAGACAGCAGCCCUCGCCAAAGCAGGGGAAGAUGUCCUAAGAGAGCAAGACGAAGAUGGAUCGAUUGAAUCGAAGCUGAUGUUUCUUGAGAUUUCGGAAUCAGCUGAGAAAUGA
Drepanopeziza brunnea f. sp. 'multigermtubi' MB_m1 is the source of this 660-nucleotide messenger RNA. RefSeq lists its product as uncharacterized. Lineage: Eukaryota; Fungi; Ascomycota; Leotiomycetes; Helotiales; Drepanopezizaceae. The record is from RefSeq and is a predicted model, not a curated record.